AUGUCUUUUUCAUUUUUAUCAUCUCUUUCUCAAAAUCGUGUUAAUUUUGUCACUUAUGAUUUUAAUCGUCAAGGUUUUGAUCAAUUAAUUCAAACGUAUUUUGAAAAUGAAAUAACUUGUCCUUUUACUUAUAUUGUUUAUCAAUAUGAACGAAAUUAUAAUGUUUCUCAAGAACGAGAUUGUUAUAUACAAGGAUUUUUACGUCUAAAGAUAAAAACUAGAUUUGGUCAUUAUAAACUGUCAACUGAUGAAAAACAGAAUAAAAUAAAUGGUAUAAAAGGUUUUCUAAAGAUUGACAAAAUACAUUUUGAACCAGUUGGGAGUGAGCCUGAUUCUAUACGCUAUUGUAAAAAAACUUAUAAUAAAUGUUCUAUUCAUAAUCGAAAAGAAGUUGAGCAUGAAGUAGAACGUUUUUCCAAAUAUGAAUUCAUUAGAAACACAAUCUCAACUUCCAAUAAAAAAUGA
Messenger RNA from Dentiscutata erythropus, 465 nucleotides. The record is from the annotation of a GenBank genome assembly. Lineage: Eukaryota; Fungi; Glomeromycota; Glomeromycetes; Diversisporales; Gigasporaceae.